AUGAUUAGCUUAGAUCCUGCGAAAGCUAGAGAGCACAUCGAUCACAUUGAUCGCUUUCGCAUUCUGGUCAUGGGCAGAGCCAAUGCAGGUAAAACGAAAAUCCUGCAGAGGGUCUGUAAUACUACGGAUCAACCAGAAAUUUUUAAUGGAGAAGGAGAGAAGGAGAGUAUAUUUCAUGGUCAUGGCGAGCACAAGAUCGAGGAUGAGCUGGUGUUUAAGAGUAAUCCACACUUUGUAUUCCAUGACUCACAUGGAUUUGAGGCCAGAAGUGAAGAGCAGUUUGGCAUGCUGAAGGAAUUCAUCAUGGAUCAUGCGAAGACAACCAAGCUUGACAAGAGAAUCCAUGCCAUAUGGUUUUGCAUUCCUUUGAAUGAAAGCCACAGGAUGGUCACAGCAGCAGAAAGGAAGUUCUUUGAUGAGUGCAAUACAGGGAAUGUUCCUGUAAUUGUAUUGCUGAUAAAAACAGAUACCUUGGUGUUGGAUGCUCUCCUGGAGGUCAUGGGUGAUGAUUCAGAUGAAAAUGAUGCAAUGGAAUUGGCUGCAGAUGUUGAAAAAAGGAAGCUGAAUGAGUGUCUUGUGAAGGUCAAUAGUUGGUUGAAAGAGUUAAGGUAUCCACCUGAUGACUAUCUGUCACUCACUGGUCAGUAUCCUCACCAUCACCCAGCAAUGGCACACACUUGA
Messenger RNA from Pisolithus orientalis, 681 nucleotides. RefSeq lists its product as uncharacterized. The coding region runs from base 1 to 681 and encodes 226 amino acids. The record is from RefSeq and is a predicted model, not a curated record. Lineage: Eukaryota; Fungi; Basidiomycota; Agaricomycetes; Boletales; Pisolithaceae. The transcript is spliced from 4 exons.